AUGUCUCAAUCCCCAAAUAACCUUCCACCUCUUCGGUUCUACAACCUCCCUACUUUACCCACGCCCCAACCCAACAUAGAUCUUGCAACUAGCAACCAUCCUAUCCAUUAUCGACCAUCGCGUUCGUCCCAGGUGCCCGGCCAGAACUCUCAGGUUUCAGACGGUAGUGUUGUUCGUCAGCGCCCUGGAUUGCCUCAACAGCAGCCGGUCCUCGCCAACCCACCAACGCGACCGUACACCCCCUACACGCCUCUGACCGCCAUGUUCCCACCGCCGCGAGCUACAUAUGCCUACAGUCCAACUCAACAGUUCAGCUUCGAUGACCAAGCAAUUCGAACUCGCAUCAUCCACAUCGUCGCACAAAAACUUUCGAACGCGCAUCCAGACAACAUCGCACUCCUUGUCAUGCACAUCGCUAGAUCCCUGGUCCGCAUGAAAAGGAUCGGCGAACUUGGACCAAGGGGCGUGACGAGCGCAGAAGAUGUCUUCCUCGGUGUUGGAUAUGAGGGAACGAGUUGCUACAUGGGAUUGAUGGUCAACGCGCCAGGUGCAGGUGCGGUCAGAACGUUCUUUCGGGGUGACGUGAGGCAGAUGGGGGACGUGGAUAAGAUGAGCCCUGAGGUGAGGAUGAAGGUGCUCGAAGUGGGGUUUGUGAGUGCGUUGAUGAGGCAGUAUGAUCAGAUCAGGGAUGUUAAGCUUGCGCAGGGACGGUGGUGA
Macroventuria anomochaeta is the source of this 717-nucleotide messenger RNA. RefSeq lists its product as uncharacterized. Lineage: Eukaryota; Fungi; Ascomycota; Dothideomycetes; Pleosporales; Didymellaceae. The transcript has a single exon. The record is from RefSeq and is a predicted model, not a curated record. Bases 1 to 717 code for a protein of 238 amino acids.